AUGGGAAAGGCAAGUAAAUGGAUUAGAACCCUUCUUCUAGGGAAAAAAGAAGAGAACUUCAAGCAGAUUGAUACUUUCUGCUCGGAGAAAAAGACCGCAAACGCGGUUAAAAGUAGUAGCAGUAGUAAUAAAAUGGUAGUGAAGCGAAAAUGGAGCUUUCGAAAACUAACAGGUGGAAGAUCAACAGGAAGGAUAGUAGCGCAUAAAGUUUCCAAGUCUUUUGACUCGAUUGAUUCUUCGAAAUUGCAAAUUCAAGCUUUGAUGUUCCAAACUCAGACUCCAAGAACAACUGCUGAGUUUGUAAAAAGAGCUGCUACAAGGAUUCAAGCUUCCUUUUGCUCCUAUUUGGCAAGGAGAGCACUGCAUGCUUUAAGAGGAUUCGUGAAGUUACAAGCACUAGUGAGAGGUCAUCUUCUAAGGAAACAAACAACUACAACACUGCGAGGGAUGCACGCAUUGAUGUCUAUUCAAGUUAGAGCUCGAAUCAAAAGGAUUAAGAUGGCAGAAGAAGAAAAUCCACUCGAAAUACAACCUCCCCAACAUAUAGAAAUUCCUCAUUUCAAACCUCACAAGACACAACAAAGACAAAAUCAAGAUUCGAAGAAUAUGAGUGUGGAAGAAAUGUUGGGAGUAAUGAGGAGUAGAAGUGGCCCUCUAGAUGUAAAAAGCAGAAAACAAUCAUGGUCAUCGCCUAAUUACAUGAACAAGACAGAAUCGUCAAAGGCGAAAACAAGGUCUAGUAGUGAACCAAGACAAAGACCAAAACUAGGAACAAAGCAAAACAGUAGUAAGAGUGUUGAAGGUGGUUUGUUGAAGCAAAAUAUGUUGUCACAUUCAGCAAGGUAUGAUCAUUGGGUUGUUAAUUCAAUGAAGGAGAGUAAACGUGAUUCUUUUGAUAGCUGCAGGGUUACUACUAGUGAUGAUUCCUACUACAUGUGA
Vicia faba (fava bean) is the source of this 939-nucleotide messenger RNA. The record is from the annotation of a GenBank genome assembly. NCBI's taxonomy places the organism in Eukaryota, Viridiplantae, Streptophyta, Magnoliopsida, Fabales, Fabaceae.